AUGGAAUCUUAUCCCGAGCCCGUCCUUGACGAUCGUACAAGUGAUAUACGAGACAAGCCGCUCAGCAGUGUAACGAUAUGGUGCACGUCGGGGAAUUUGCAUCACUGGAUCUCCAGCUACAAGCUCGUUGACCAAAUCGUCGUUGCGCCCAAGCAGACCAUUGCUGGUAUCUCAAUGAAUAUGCACCAACCCCUCGAACACGAAUUCCACACCGGAGAAGAAACGAACCUUUUCGGGAGCCUGCACAUACACCUUCGAACUGCGGAAAAAGGCCUGGUUUCACGCAGGUCUGGCGUGUUGGAAGAAAUCAAGUUCUUAUGCACUAUCACCGUGCGGGACAUUGUCGACCUCGUUCUAGCCGAAAGGCGACAAUAUUACAUGUUUAGUCCCCUUGGCAGCGGUUGUCUGUAUUGGCAACUGCAGCUACUUCGUGCAUAUGUUUCCAAAGGGUGGAUCAAAGGCACGGAUGUUGACAAGGCUAUAGGGAGUAUCGAGAAGUACGCCAAGGAGAAUGAGGCUAAGGUCCCUUUCCCGCCCGUCGAAGGACAAUUCUAUGACCCUCCGAUGUAG
Gloeophyllum trabeum ATCC 11539 is the source of this 570-nucleotide messenger RNA. RefSeq lists its product as uncharacterized. Bases 1 to 570 code for a protein of 189 amino acids. The record is from RefSeq and is a predicted model, not a curated record. Lineage: Eukaryota; Fungi; Basidiomycota; Agaricomycetes; Gloeophyllales; Gloeophyllaceae. The transcript has a single exon.